UAAUUGUUGUCGAACGGGACCUUUGUCGAACUAACGAACAUUUUAAGCAAGCGAGACGGAGACGUAAGUGGCAGGAGGAGGAAGGAAAAGAAUAAUGAUGAUGAUCCAUAGAUGGAGAAGAUCAGGAGAGUUCGUAAGAUCUGCUUGUAAAUCUCUAAGUAGCCUCCGACCAGAACAUAACUCAAUGUCUCCUUCUGUUUCAGGCUUUGUGAAUCGUUACGAGUCAAAAGGAAAGACCUUUCAGUCAAAUGCUUGGAAUGAUCAUAACAGAGAGCUUGAUCUUGGUAGAAACUUGGGGAUGAUGCAACAGUAUAAAUCAUUUGGGUCAUCAUCAGCUUCGAAAGUCCAGAGAAACCCAUUGUUUUCUUCGUUAGAACCGAAGGACGUUAGCUACUUCAAGGAGAUACUUGGUGAUAAACACGUGAUUGAAGAUGAAGAGAGGCUUGAGACUGCUAAUACAGAUUGGAUGCACAAGUACAGAGGAUCUAGUAAGCUGAUGCUCUUGCCCAAGAACACUGAAGAGGUGUCUCAGAUACUUAAAUAUUGUGAUUCUAGGAGUUUAGCUGUUGUUCCUCAAGGAGGGAACACCGGUCUUGUUGGUGGAAGUGUCCCUGUCUUUGAUGAGGUGAUCAUCAAUGUUGGUUUGAUGAAUGAAGUCUUGUCCUUUGAUGAGGUUAGUGGAGUCUUGGUGUGUGAAGCAGGAUGCAUUUUGGAAAAUCUGGCAACUUUCCUUGACACAAAAGGUUUUGUAAUGCCACUAGACUUAGGUGCAAAAGGAAGCUGUCAUAUAGGUGGAAAUGUUUCAACUAACGCUGGUGGUUUGCGCCUUAUCCGUUACGGCUCACUUCACGGAACCGUAUUGGGUCUAGAAGCUGUCACAGCAAAUGGCAAUGUGCUUGACAUGCUUGGAACUUUACGCAAAGACAACACUGGAUACGACUUAAAACAUUUGUUUAUCGGUAGUGAAGGAUCACUUGGUAUUGUGACUAAAGUUUCUAUACUCACACAACCAAAGAUGUCUUCUGUAAACUUAGCUUUUAUCGCUUGCAAAGAUUUUCUCAGCUGCCAGAAACUUCUUGUUGAAGCAAAGAGAAAUCUUGGAGAGAUACUGUCCGCUUUUGAGUUUCUUGAUAACAACUCCAUGGAUUUGGUACUGAACCACUUAGACGGUGUCCGUAAUCCAGUUUCCUCUUCAGAGAACUUUUAUAUUUUGAUAGAGACAACAGGAAGUGGUGAAACUUAUGACAGGGAGAAGCUUGAAGCGUUCCUUUUAAAGUCACUGGAACAAGGUUUAGUAUCUGAUGGUGUAAUAGCUCAAGACAUAAACCAAGCAUCCUCGUUUUGGCGCAUACGAGAGGGUAUAACAGAGGCGUUACAAAAAGCAGGAGCUUGUUACAAGUAUGACUUAUCCUUACCUGUUGAAGAGAUUUACAAUAUUGUCAAUGACCUUAGAGGGAGAUUAGGUGACUUGGCAAAUGUUAUGGGAUAUGGUCACCUUGGAGACGGUAAUCUUCAUUUAAAUAUCUCAGCCUCGGAAUAUAACGAUAAGCUUUUAGGUUUAAUAGAACCUUAUGUCUAUGAGUGGACAUCAAAGCACCGUGGAAGCAUCAGUGCAGAACAUGGAUUAGGUGUAAUGAAAGCUAAUGAGAUCUUCUACAGCAAAUCACCUGAAACCGUUGCAUUAAUGGUAUCCAUCAAAAAGUUGCUGGACCCUAAGGGGAUUCUCAAUCCAUACAAAGUUCUUCCUCACUCUUUCUUCUCUCCCUAAGGUGGGGAUGAGAGAUGAUUCUUCCAAAAAGAAUAUGAUGAGGAGCCCAAGUUUGAGCAGUAUGAUUGAUGCAAAGGAACAAUAAGCAAGUGUUGAUUAAAAACUCACUUAAACUCACUAAAGUGUAUAUAUGCUUGUUCCAUGUUUGUUGUCACUGUGUCUUAAUAUCUUAUUAUCAUGGAUAAAAAAGAAUAAAAAACCUAUGGAGCUUACGUGUA
Molecule: messenger RNA, 1986 nt
Organism: Brassica oleracea var. oleracea
Lineage: Eukaryota; Viridiplantae; Streptophyta; Magnoliopsida; Brassicales; Brassicaceae
Product: D-2-hydroxyglutarate dehydrogenase, mitochondrial
Exons: 16
Coding region: 95-1768 (557 amino acids)
Cellular component (GO): mitochondrion
Molecular function (GO): FAD binding; catalytic activity
Source: RefSeq, a predicted model, not a curated record